CUUCUUCUUCUACGAAUUCUGAUUGGUUUCCUUUUUUUGGUCUUCGUAUACUUCUUCUCUUCGACAGAAGAAGAGAGGAACAAGCCUCCAAGGAGUUCGUCGAUGCGAAGUGUCUUCCCCGCAUCCGCAACCGUAUCUACAGGCGUUUCAAUUUCUCUAGGUAAAAAAGAUCUUGAUCUAUUCUUAGUAGUUUUUGGUAUAUUUAGAAUCAGAGUUUUGUAUAUAGAAGUAAGUGAGUGAGUUUCUAGGGUUUUAAUCUGUAAAAAAAAAAGAGAAAAAAAAAGAUGAGGAUUUCUGAUUCUUCGUGUGCCGGGGGUGGUGGUGGGGGUGGGGGAUUUGGUGGUGGUGCUAUGGUUGUUGCUAAUAGAAGUGCAGAAGAUGAUUUCUUCGGAGAUCCAAAAGGAUGGCCACCUGGGUUUAGAUUUCAUCCAACUGAUGAAGAAUUAAUUCUAUAUUAUCUCAAAAGAAAAAUGUGUCGACGUCGAUUAAAGCUGAAUGCCAUCGCUGAUAUCGAUGUCUACAAGUGUGAUCCUGAAGAAUUACCAGCUCAAUCUCUUCUAAAGACUGGAGAUAGACAGUGGUUCUUCUUUAGCCCCCGAGAUAGGAAGUACCCGAAUGGGGGGAGAUCAAAUCGAGCAACUAGACAAGGUUACUGGAAGGCAACAGGGAAAGAUCGACGAAUUGAAUGGAACUCUCGAACAGUUGGAUGUAAGAAAACCCUAGUCUUCUACAGAGGCCGUGCUCCUAGUGGUGAGAGAACUGAUUGGGUCAUGCACGAAUAUACUUUGGAUGAAGAGGAGCUCAAGAGAUGCAAAACUGCGGUGGAUUGCUAUGCCCUGUAUAAGGUUUACAAGAAGAGUGGAGCUGGUCCUAAAAAUGGUGAACAAUAUGGGGCUCCAUUCAGGGAGGAGGAUUGGGCCGAUGAUAGUGAUCUGGUUGAAGCAAGUGCACCCAACCAUGAUCAGGUGCAACAUUUGGAUAACAAUGUUAAUGGUGAUAAAUCUUUAGUUGACAAUCCAAGUGAGCCACAGUGUGACCUCCUCGAUGAGAUUUUGGGGCUGAUUGCCAAUGAAUCCCAAACUAAAAAUCAGCAAGAAAAUGGUCAUCUGUUUAUCAAGGAUGGUCCUGAUAAAGGAUAUGACAAUAGUAUGAUGAUGGGCCCCUCUAUGGAAACAUAUUCUGCUGAACCCAGCAUGGUAUUGAAUCCUUCUUAUAUUCAGCAUGGUACACAGUAUAGCUUCGAUGUGACACGUUCGGUUAUUUCUCAUAUACCAUCAAACGAAGCACCCGAAGUUUCAUCUGCAUCUCCAUAUACUUCUGAACUGGUUCUUCCUGAACUCGAUGAAGAUAACUUUCUGGAAAUCAAUGAUCUUCUCGGUCCGCAGCCUGGGUACUCUGAUGUAAAUCAUGCUGAUAACAGCUUAUUCUCUGAAGAGCCUGAAUUUUACUUCGAUGCAGCUCAGUAUCUUCGAGACACGGAAGCCACUGAUCGACAGACUAACUCGUAUCUGUAUUCUAAUAAUCCUAUUGGUGAACUAACAGGCCAUUCGGAUCACCAAAUGCAACCGAACCACCUAGUUUAUGGAAAUGAGCAUGUUGCUUCACAGCUUUGGAUGCAUGAUCAGAACUGUGAUGGAUUUGUUUCAUCAGAAUCAAACCAUGCGACUGUGGCUCCAUUAAAUUCAGGUACAAAUGUAAUACAUUCUGGUGGUUCUUCGGGUAACUAUGUUGGUCAGCAAACACAUAACCAAGGAAGUAACAAUGCUGAUAUUGAUGUGGACACUUGGUUUUCCUCAGCAAUUUCAUCCUUAUUGGGAUCAGUUCCAACAACUCCUGCAAUAGCCGCGGAUAAUGCCAUAAUUAACCGUGCAUUUGAGCGCAUGUCAAGUUUUGGUAGAGUUCGAAUUCCUAGAAGAGAUGCAGAGGUUCCUGGAGGUUUACGUCCUAAUGUGGGGAGGAGAAAUACUACCAGAAACGGAGGAUACUUCUUCCUAUCGAUACUUGUUGCACUUUGUGCAAUUUGUUGGCUAUUAAUGAUUGGGACGACGAUAAAGGUUGUGAAAACUUUUGUGUGGAGGUUUAUUUCUUCGUGGUAAGUGGUGGUGUGAAUGUGCAUAUUAAAAGAAAAAUCAUUUCUCUUCAGGGUAGCAAUUUUCUUUUUUUACCAUCUUAAAGGCCAAUUUGUUAUUAUUUAGUUAUAAUUGACUAAUAGUGGCUAAACAACAUCAGUAAGCUAAGGAGCAAAUAUAAUGUACCUUUCUAAGUAGCGCUUCGUGUGUCUUUUUAAUUCAGUUAGUUCACAUCGUCCAGAAGUAGAACCCUCUUCAAUCUUCGUCUUAUUGUAAAGUAAACUGGUAAAUAUUAUUUAUUUUGUUAUGAAAUAAAGAAGACACACACGGUUUUCAGGAAUUUAUAAUUCCAUGGAAUUACAAAUUCUGGGAUUCA
This is a messenger RNA of Papaver somniferum (opium poppy), 2445 nucleotides long. RefSeq names its product NAC domain-containing protein 17-like. The coding region runs from base 285 to 2096 and encodes 603 amino acids. The transcript is spliced from 5 exons. Gene Ontology annotation, molecular function: DNA binding. Gene Ontology annotation, biological process: regulation of DNA-templated transcription. NCBI's taxonomy places the organism in Eukaryota, Viridiplantae, Streptophyta, Magnoliopsida, Ranunculales, Papaveraceae. The record is from RefSeq and is a predicted model, not a curated record.